Geodia barretti is the source of this 667-nucleotide messenger RNA. NCBI's taxonomy places the organism in Eukaryota, Metazoa, Porifera, Demospongiae, Tetractinellida, Geodiidae. The record is from the annotation of a GenBank genome assembly.
AACGGAGAGUAGAGUUCGCUGUCAGGAGUUUAGUGAUAGUCUCUGGAGAGGCGGAUAGAGAAUGGGCUGCGGCUCUAGCAUGCCGGUAGUCCCUGGCGAGGACGUCCCGACCAAGACAGUCUACCUGAGUGUCAAGGGGGAGAGCAAGUCUGUGGCAUUCUCCUCCGACUGCACCUCACAGGAGGUGAGAGAGGUCCUCAAAUCUGCUGCCAAGCUAAACAGAACACCACAGAACAUGUUAGCGGUGUUUUAUUAGUUUCUCCUGGGAUCACCGUGGCAACACCGGAAUUCAAUAGCCGUUAAUAAUGUUUAUGUUUGUUGUUGUGUGAAUGUCAGAUGACAACGUGUUAUAGAAGUGGAGAAGAUAUUGCAUGCGUGAAUACAUGCAUACGAUGCCUGGAGGUGGUCCAUAUGAUAUUGCCAUACAUUCUCUAUUGAGCUGUGUCAUGUUCCUAUGACAUAUCAUUACGUCACCUAUUGCAAGUAGACUGAUGUCUGUCUUGUGUCUGAUUGGAGGGUGCAAAGGGCAAGUGUGUGAUGCAGAAUACUACUGUCCCUCAUGUUAUAAACAUUGUUUGAACAAUGGCGUUAAAAGAAAAUUGCGUCAGAAAACUGUUAAGCACAGUGUAUGGCAUGUAAGAAUGGUAGUGGUGUCUAUAGGAUGGCA